ACUCGACGCAAACCGCAAACACGCACGCACCGACGCACGCACACCACUCCGAAAUCCAAGUCCAAGAAGAAGGACCGUACGUCGAGAUGGCCGGCGUCGUGGUGGUGUUCGACUUCGACAAGGCCAUCAUCGACGUCGACAGCGACAACUGGGUCGUCGACGGCCUCGGCGCCACGGAGCUCUUCGACAGCCUGCUGCCCACCAUGCCGUGGAACACCCUCAUCGACACCGUCAUGGGGGAGCUGCACGCGCAGGGCAGGACCCUCCGCGACGUCGCCGACGUGCUCCGGGCCGCGCCCAUCGACCCGCACGUCGUCGCCACCAUCCGGGCCGCCCACAGCCUCGGCUGCGACCUCAGGGUCCUCAGCGACGCCAACCGCUUCUUCAUCGAGACCGUCCUCGACCACCACGGCCUCCGGGGCUGCUUCUCCGAGAUCAACACCAACCCCAGCCGCGUCGACGCCGACGGCCGCCUCCGCAUCGCGCCGCACCACGACUUCCACGCCGGCCCGCACGGCUGCGGCCUCGGCACAUGCCCGCCCAACAUGUGCUAGGGCCAGGUGCUCGACCGCAUCCGCGCCUCCGCCGCGGUGGACGGCGCCAGGAAGCGCUUCAUCUACCUCGGCGACGGCCGCGGCGACUUCUGCCCGUCGCUGCGGCUCGCCAGGGACGACUUCAUGAUGCCGCGCAAGGGCUUCCCCGUGUGGGACCUCAUGUGCGAGAACCCUGGCCUGCUCCAGGCGGAGGUGCACCCGUGGAGCGACGGCAAGGACAUGGAGGAGACGCUGCUGCGGCUCAUCAGCCGGGUGCUCGUCGAGGAGAGCCAGCUGCUGCCGCUCGACUGCAAGCUCGAGUCGCUGCCGGUGGCCGUCCAGGACGGCAUGCCCAUGCCGCUCGUCGUCAAGAACUGAUCCAUCCAACCGUGCUGCAUUACGCUUAAUUUGGGGACCGAUACCUUGUCAUCCAAUGGCGAACUCGAUAGUAGUAGUACAGUAUUUGACUAAUUUGUGCGUGUUGUCCUUGAGCCAACUGGCAAUGCUGAAGCUCGAUGUAUCCCAUCUAUCUAUUGAUUGACGAAUACAUGAGUUGAUGUGGCGAAAGUCAAUUUCGGCCCAUCGAUAUUUCACGAA
Messenger RNA from Triticum aestivum (bread wheat), 1130 nucleotides. RefSeq names its product inorganic pyrophosphatase 1. Lineage: Eukaryota; Viridiplantae; Streptophyta; Magnoliopsida; Poales; Poaceae. Gene Ontology annotation, molecular function: phosphatase activity. The coding region runs from base 87 to 554 and encodes 155 amino acids. The record is from RefSeq and is a predicted model, not a curated record. The transcript has a single exon.